GUACGUCACUACUUGUAAGAAAAAAAAGUUGGAAACGUUGACGUGCGUAUGGUCAUCGUACUGUAAUUCUCUAGAAUUUGUGUUUUUCAUUUCAAAGUUAGAAAUUUUGUUUCUUGAUUUGCUAAUCCUGGUAUUUGGUGUUAAAAUCUACAAUGGGUUUAACAAUAUCCAGCGUUUUUACUAAGCUUUUUGGCAAAAAACAAAUGCGUAUCCUUAUGGUUGGUCUCGACGCCGCUGGAAAAACUACAAUACUUUAUAAGCUUAAACUGGGAGAGAUUGUGACCACAAUACCGACUAUUGGUUUCAACGUGGAAACAGUGGAGUACAAAAACAUUAGUUUUACUGUAUGGGACGUCGGCGGUCAAGACAAAAUCAGGCCGCUGUGGCGCCAUUACUACCAGAACACUCAGGGAUUGAUCUUCGUGGUAGACUCCAGCGAUACAAAGAGAAUAGCUGAAGCCGAAAAUGAACUGGCUAAUAUGCUAAAAGAAGAUGAGUUAAGAGAUGCUGUUAUCCUUGUGUUCGCCAAUAAACAAGAUAUGCCCAAUGCUAUGACCGCAGCUGAACUUACAAAUGCACUGAAUCUAAACAAUUUGAGAAAUCGCCGGUGGUACAUCCAGGCUACAUGUGCAACACAGGGACAGGGUCUAUACGAGGGGCUAGACUGGCUCUCCAACGAGCUAGCCAAGAAGUGAGAACUUUUCACGGUAACGGUCACUGGGAACAAUCUACAAACAUUCCCGUAACGACUGACAACUUUCUACUUGUGAACGUUUGUCAUCCUACAAAUACCUAAAAGACUAUGAAAAUUUCUAUGUAAUUAUACAAAUAAUGUCUUUUUAAUAUUACUAGGCUGCCGGCUUUUUUCACAAUUUUUUGCUGAAGCAAGUUAUUUAGAAUUAUCUAGCCAUAUAAAUGAUAUUGUGAAAAUGGCCCCAUAUAGUUAUUUAAUGGUCUAUUUAUCAUUCAAAGUAUAGUUUGAUUGGUUUCUUACAUUAUAUAUUGAGUAGACUUCACAUUGUUAUGUUUGGUGAUGUGGAAGUAUUAAUGAGAACUUGUUGAUCAUAUUCUCAUCAUUUGGGUAUUGCAUCAUAAACACCUAUAGUGUUUAUAUUGUUAUAACUUGAUAAUAUUCGUGUAUAUGCCUCUUCAUAUUCUUGUGUGGUAACAAACUUUCAAGGUGUCAAAUAAUUAUAUGUAU
Molecule: messenger RNA, 1201 nt
Organism: Trichoplusia ni (cabbage looper)
Lineage: Eukaryota; Metazoa; Arthropoda; Insecta; Lepidoptera; Noctuidae
Gene: Arf102F
Product: ADP-ribosylation factor 2
Exons: 4
Coding region: 153-695 (180 amino acids)
Biological process (GO): intracellular protein transport; vesicle-mediated transport
Cellular component (GO): plasma membrane; cytoplasm
Molecular function (GO): GTPase activity; GTP binding
Source: RefSeq, a predicted model, not a curated record